GAAACGGAGGGCACGACCCUUUCAAGCUUUCAAAACAAAGUAUACAAGUUGUGUCAACAUCUUCACGGAUUCGAAGAUAAGUUGUCUGUGGUGUUGGAGUGGAUGUUGCCUACCAUCAACACGUGAUGGGAUUUUAUGUCACUGCGGCAUCAGUGGUGAUUUUUUUCAUGGAAAUCACGUGGGCGGUAUCGUUAUUCAUCCAAGUUUGCAUCAGAAAUGACGAUUCUCUCUGCUGGGGCUGCUGGUCCGGAGUUCUUGCGAUAACCGGGGGAUGGCGGAGAGCCAUUUUCUAUCUACCCUUAGCCUGCAUUUUGGCAUGGAAACCGCACAGGCUAUGGUUAUCAUUUGUUGCUGCUGCUUUGCUAGCUGUACUCUCGUUACUCCACAUACUAUCCAGCGCCUUAUCGCGUCGUGGAAGUCAGCUCAGCGGGGGUGCAGAUUGCGUGGGGGAAAGCCUGCUCAAUACGCGGCCAGAAAGCUACGAUCGGUUCGAAGAUGUCUUGAAGGUGACGGAGGUGCUGGACGACGGAGUUCCCGGUUCGACCAAUCGGAUGGUCGAGAGUGACGGGGAGAUGUGACAGGAGCGGCAGCCCUCCUGGGCCAGCGAAUCAGACGAGGACAGCGAACCCGAGCAAAGGACGUGUCAGAUAGCCACAGUUUCAUAGUCCGGUACUCGGUCUCGACGACGAGGAGGCUCGAGCCUUUGAAGGAAGCGGAGCUGAGACGUCGAGUCGGCUCGAGUCGAAUGGAGUACCAAGACGUGAUAAUUCGCCUCGAGGCAUGUAUGUUUGUAUAUUAUGUGCGUUGAGAGGGGUGCUCGUAAGGGUUGCGAGAAAGGCGCGCCGACUCCGAUGCAUGAUGAAUUUCUAUGGAAAAAAAAUGGGCCAAAGGGUUUGUUUCUAUGACUCGCGAGGCUUCGGCGAUGUUUCUCACAUUUCCCGAUGUCGGCGGAGAAUUUUUUAGUCACAAAUACUAUAAGAA
Molecule: messenger RNA, 981 nt
Organism: Diprion similis
Lineage: Eukaryota; Metazoa; Arthropoda; Insecta; Hymenoptera; Diprionidae
Exons: 6
Coding region: 126-578 (150 amino acids)
Source: RefSeq, a predicted model, not a curated record